GUGUGUGUGUGUGUGUCUGAGAAUACUCCCACCUACAGUCUGAACAGCCAGUGUUUUAGGAAUAGAGCAGCCAACAAUACUGAUUUUUAGUACGCCGUACAGACCACUUGAAAGUUUGUAGUAUAGUAUAUUUGAUACUAUUGUACCAUUGCCUCCACCUGCUCUUUUCCUCCACCCCACCUUUUUUUUUUAUUUUUUAUUUUUUUUUAAAUUGCUCCACACGUUCACAUUAAUUUUACACGAGGAGAAUCACUCUUCCCCGCCAGCCGCUUCAUUUGUUUGUGGCGCGUUAAAGCCGGCUGCAUCCCCCUUUCUCUGCUGUAAGAGCCCAACCAGCACGUUUGAUCGACUCUGCGGGUCGACAGCGUUCACACGCAGAGCUGUCAGUCUUUUCUGAGGCAAUGAAAAGCUGUGACCAAGCCUGAGGAGAGGACUCAAAUGUGGCUGGUUUCAGAAGCCAUUUUACUUCCUAACUCCCCUCCUCCUCUUAUCGCACGUGUAAAUAUCACUGAUUUUUAUUUGUUCCUCUUUUUACUUUUAUUACAGAGUUGUUUAUAUCUUAUUUCCCCUCAUUAAGCUGUCUUAGUUCCUGCAUUUUUGUAAAUAAUUUUUUUCACUAUCCAAAAUGUAAAUACUGCAAAAGUGAAAAGGAAAAAAAAAAACAGCCACUCCUCAUGUUUGUUGACGAUCUUUCUCUCUCCUUCUCUUUCUUGUGUACCAGUGAAACUGUUUAGUAGCUCGUCCUGUUUCUCCUUUAGUCCUCUGUGGACUGACUGACUGCUGAAUGAGCUUCUUAUAAGGGUUCUGUUCCAUAAUGCUCUCUCUCAGCUCACCGAGUGUGAAUAUAAUCAGCUAAUCUGACGCCUGUAAAGGACUGAGCCAUUUAAAAGCAGCAUUCUGGGUUUGAGUCUAUCCCGAGAAGCCAGCCAGUGACGUCAAUAAAUGUGAAAUGUCCAGAACAUUAAACCAUUAAAGUGAGACUUAAGGGGUUUAUUUUUGAUUUAAGUGUGAUUAUAUCUAAAAGAGCUGUUUAUGUACAGGAUGUUCCACUUACUCCCACCUGCACUAAUUCAAUCCUCCAACAGGUCCUUUUCCUGCAGCUUUUCCCAGAAAGAGGAAAAACAUGGACUGUAAAUUUAAUUGGAAAAACAUAAAAAAAAAAGUAAAAGAAAAUCUCUUUGCAGGUUGUGCAGGUCGUAUUUACAGUAGUCUUUACCUUUUGACUGUAGAUGGCAAACACCAGCAAGCCUAAUCCUUAUAGCACAGAUAAAGUAAUGCACUCAGUUUCAUUAUUAGGCUAAGUAAUUGCUCCUGUUACUGCUUCACAGGGGGUAGAGUACAAAGUACAAGCAGCCCAUAACAAUUCAGUGAAGGUCAGUGCACAGUGUAGUUAUUUUAUUCCUCACACUCAAACGCACCACUCUCACUCAUUUCAGUCAUAGAGUUUGGUUUGUUAAGCACAGACUGUAUAUAAAAGAUGGACGUAGCCGCUGAUUCUGAAAAGCGAAGCCAAGGUUCUGGUUGCUUAGAUGACCCAUCAGUGUAUUUAUCACCUCUUCACACGUCAAUCAUUGGCAUCCUUCGUUUCAGUCGCUUCAAUCACUCGUCUUGAAGUGUAGUUUGUUUUUGGACACGCCCACUUGUCUGUUGUUACUGCAAGUCUCUGAACAUGGUGCUUAUUGGUUAACAAGUUGCGAUCUUGCUUUUCUUUCAUUUCACAGUCGGGUCUACCCCCUCACUAUGAUGUCUCGUUACAGAAAGCUAAGAUGGCGACAGUGAGAAUAUCUGCUCAGGGGCUUUAUAACAUGACCUCACUAACCAACGGGUGACCUGACAGGAGUUAUGUCCAUCAUUUAUUUACAGUCUGUGGCAUAAAGUUGAAAGUUAACUCUUAGCUUCUCCAGCUCCAGUUAAGAAAUUUUAUCAGAGUUCAUAAAGCUCUUUAGUGUUUUUUGUUUAUUUUUAUGUGUGGUUGUACUUCCUGUAUUUCUUGCCUUGUAAGUGGAGCAGGUUUAAAAAGCACCUGAGAUUUACAUGUCCUACUGAGUUAUAUGAUGGUGCUUUAUUAGGUGCCUCUGUGUCUCCCCCAUUAUACGAAAUGUGUCCUUCAGUGUUGGCGCUCUGAGGCUUAACCAAAGCUCCAGUUGUCAUCGUCAUAAGGAGCUUGGAGGAGUGUUGGUGACUUUCCAGGAUUAACAGGUUUUCACUUUUGACUUCCACUUGCCUCAAUCUAUGCGUUUAUAAACUGCUUGGUUAUGGUUUCGGAAAAUUUUCGUGCUUUUUACCCAGAGCAUCACAACACAGAUGCCAGCAGGUUUGACAAUGCAGUCUUAACUGACGCCUCGGGAUCAGAGCGAGCGUCUCAUUAAUUCUCCUUUUGGAACAGAACUCUUUUUGCUUGUGACAGUUUGCAAAAUAUGAUUACUGUGCAGUAUCGAGAGGAAAAGUGUCGAGCGAUCUCACAGGUGUUUAGUUGGGUUAGAGUCCAGCUAGUACUCAACAUGUGGGCAUUUUUGUGUUUAUGCGCUGUGUGGCAUUCAGAAUCGCUGCUAACGAUCACAACAGGGUGGACAUGGGCGCCUGUGUUACGACAGACCUAUCAGGUGUGCGUGGAUGUACAUUACUGACAGUUUCAUGAAGUCUGAAUCUCAGAAAUUGUUCUUAAAUUCUCUGAAAACUCAGAUGUUAAUAUUACCUCCUUUUAAAAAAACAAAAGUCACAUCUGUUAAUUUUUUAUUUAAUCUGUUUACUUUAGUGUCACUCUGGCCCGUAGACCACUGAGCCUGAGUGCUGGAGGGAGAGGGAGAGAGAAACAAACAAGUCUGUCUCUGUUCUGUGUGCGUACGAUAUGGACUCAUUUACUGUAAUAAAGUGAUGAAACUGUGUCACAGCGUGGGUUGUCUUGUUUGUGACUUGGAUUAAAAGUUAAAAAACAUUUAUCCACAGCUCGAGCUCUUUGUGGGCCAAACCUGCAGAAACAAGCUUGUCCUCAGCCUGAGAUGUCUCACUUCUGCUUACUUUGGCAAACCGUCACCUAAUACAUCACUUUAAAUCACAUCCCUGAUUAAAGGGUGAACAAUUAUAUUGGACUCUGUCUGCGAGUAAAUUUCAGGGUUUUUUUGUUGUUGUUUUUUAAUUUUUAGUUCCUUGCUUAAAGACCUACUGUGGCCUGAAGGGCCACAAACACACAGUUGGGGGGGCCCACCCAAGAAGGAAAAUGAAAGGGACACUUUCUAGUCACAGUUCAGCAUCAAGUCUGUUAAGCUUCACGAAUAUUGAUCUUUUCAGUUAAGUAGCAGAGAGGGUUUUAAUCACUUUAAGCUUCUUUGCUGUCAAUUAAAUUAACUGGUCCACUAGAGGUUCAACAAUCAGACAACCCCCAAAAGGAAUGGUUUUACAGGUGGAAUCCACUGGCAUUUUUUUUCCCCCUCAUCUUCUCUGGGGGGUUGUUUUCACCAGUUUUGCAUGGUCUACUGUCACUACUGGUAGCUGUACCCUAUAGGUUGCGCAAGUAGUCCAAUUUCUGGAUUCACAGAAGUAUGUCCCAUUGCUAGGUUUGCUAUGUCACCCAGCACAGCACAUGGAGGAGAGUCCAGGAGACGGACAGUUACUCGACAGCGUGUUAGGUCCUUAUCAGUGUGACCAGUAUCUGGUUUUACAAGUAGAGACAGAAUGAACACAAAACCCCUUUUUCCCUUUGAUAAUUUUCAUUUGUAUCACAUGAUGUUGCAUCCUUUUGUUGCUAACACAUCUAUCUAGAAGUAUAGUUAUCCAGGAGUCUUCCUGUUGAGUUGUUUUCAAAGUAUUCCUUUCUACACAGCAUCUCAAGGGAGGAAACUGAGUUUGGUGAUGUCCGUGAGUUCUAGGCUUCAGGCAGUCAUUGACUGCAAACUUUAAUCCAAGUAUUAAAAACAAUCAUUAUAAAAAUACUGAAUUAUGCUGGUUUGUUCAAUCAAAUCUGCAUUGUUGGGUUUAAAAUCCCCUGUAGUGAUGUACGCAGGCAAAACUACAAGACUUCUGUGUUUAGGGCCAUAAUUUGUUGGACAGUGGCGUACCUAUUGAAGUGGUCAAGGAGUGAAGACUUUGCAGACGCUACAGAAUUUUCAUGAAUUUGCUUGGUCAUCGGUGCAGGUGUGCACUUUUUGGAACACAACACCUGUUUUGGAGUCUUCAGAACAGUUAUUGAUAUAUUUAUUUAUUUUAAGUCAUUUUUUAACCGUGCCUAAUUCAAUCAGUAACCAUAAGUAAAAAAUUGUUUCCUUGUUUCUUCUUGUAUAUAAGAGUUUGUUAUUUCACAGGACUCCAGAAUUCAGCCGAGAGGUUAAACUUCACUGAAGCAGCAGUCCAUCACCCAAAACAAGCUAUGAGGGUAUUUUUCCUUCUUUGUGCCGGUGUUGCUUUGUGCAUCACAACAGCAAAUCCAGUGCCUGACAUGAAGCAAGAGUCACCACUGGAGCUGAUCCCUGCUCAGCAAAACAGGACUGAUGAGAUGAAGAGAGGGCAGCCGCUGCAAAAAGCAGGAAGGAUGGCUGUAGGGAAAGAGGGAUUCGCUGAGCCUCCAAACCAACAUGGAGGGAACUGUCCCCCUGAGUUUCAGGAGCACUGGGGGCGAUGCUUCGGCUUCUUUAAUAUCCCCCUGGCUUGGAUAGAUGCCGAGGAAUAUUGUUGGUCGUUUGGUGCCAACCUCGCCUCCAUCCAUGAAUGGGAUGAGUAUUAUUUCGUAAUAAAUCUCAUGGAUGAAAUGGGAUACAAUGGUCCGGCCUGGAUUGGCGCCUUUGAUGCUGUCAGGUUUGGAGAUUGGCUAUGGAGUGAUGGUUCAGGAACUGAUUUACUCAUGGCCCCUGACUUGCUAAAGGGCUGGAAUAAAUGGGGACGUUGCCUUGCAAUAGAUUACCCCACACCGAAACGUCAUCCUUGUGGAGAGAGGCUUCCUUUCAUUUGUGCAUUUAGACCAGGGCUGUGUUAUUAAGCACUUACCUGCAAUCAAUCACAUGAAACCAAAAUCUAAAAUUCCUUUGCUUUUUUGCAAAAUAAAAGUGGUUUCUCUUCAAUCAUAGCUCAGUUCUGUUUUAUUUAUUUAUUUAUUUCUCUUUGUGCAUUGGGGUACAUCAGCAUAAUAUGUAUAUGAAUGUCAUGGUACAAAGCAGGGUUGAUACAGUCUCAUAUAUGAAUCGGGUCUGCUUUUUAUUUUCAUAAAAUGUCGACUGUUUGAUGAGGUCUUCUCUCAUGGUACCCCCGGUAUAGAUCAGUGUCAUCAGCAUACAGCAGGGUCUUUAAAUCAGGAUAAACAGAAGGGCAUGAUAUUGUGGCUUCCCUCGUGGUUAAUGUGCUCCUAGACCCAGUGCCAAGCCUGGUUAAAUGGUGAAGGCUGCAUCAGGAAGGGCAUCCAGUAUACAAUCUUUCCCAAAUCAAACAUCCAAAAUCACAGUAUUUCUCUACCAGACCAGAUGGAGCCCUGAUUAACAAUAACUGCCUCCUGUGCUAUUGGCUAAUAGUAUGCCAGUGGAAACGGUGAUAUUGUUGACACUUAAAUGUAGAGACUAUGACUGGUUAAGAGAGAGAGCAGGAUGAUAUGACAUGGAGAAGGAAGGUAGAUGUGUGAAAAAAGACCAAGAGGAAGAGAAACAAGGCUGGGAGCGUUAGAAGUAGAUUUAACGCUUGAUAGAUGCUUUCUAUCUACAGCAUCUAUCAUGCUGUAGAUAGGAAGAAAAAUGAGGUAGAGUUAAUCUUGAAGGAAGAGCAUGUUAGUAAUGUUCUGGAGGUACAGAGAGAGUCAGACAGGAGUUUGAAACUAAAAAUUGAAGGGCUGAUGUCAGUGUAUAUGCCCCACAGAUUGAAUAUCAAUUAAGAGAAAGAAAAAUUCUGGAGUAAGUUGGAUGAAGUGAUAGAGAUUGUAAAAUGUAGCUAGGCAGCAUCAGAUGAUAGUCUGUCGGACAACUUUAGAAAUCCAAAAGAAGAAGUGGGUGAAGACAGAGUCAAGGAUUAAAUGGUGGAAGUACAAGAAAGGAGAAUGUUGAGAACUCUUCUAAACCACUCUCUGAGGUGUUUGAAAUAUCCUCUGGACAGAGGAAAGAAAAUAAGGAGACUUGGUGAUGUAAUGAGGAAGUGCAGGAAAGUUUUCAAAGGAAAACAGCAAAGAAAAAGUAGGAUAGUCAGGAAGAUGCAUAAAGUUGACAGGAGUACUGAGAGGGGCCAUGUACAACAGAGAGAGAGGAGGAAAAACAAAGGCUUAAAAAUCAGAAUACCUUUAUAAUCCCUAAGGAAAUUAUGUGAAAAUUAGAGUAAGUUGUAUCGGAGGCAGGACAUUAAGGAAAGAGAAAAGGACUUCCAUUAAUUGUCUGGGCUUUUGUUUUACAGAUUGAAACCAAGCAUAAAAUGAAAUAAAAAAUCACAACUAUAAUAACUCAGGUGUAUCACAACGUCACUCGUUCGGGGCUAGAUAGUUAUAUUAUCUCUGGAUGAACGUGAAGCUCC
Messenger RNA from Haplochromis burtoni (Burton's mouthbrooder), 6474 nucleotides. Its product is annotated as snaclec 27. Gene Ontology annotation, biological process: biological process involved in interspecies interaction between organisms. Bases 4364 to 4969 code for a protein of 201 amino acids. Gene Ontology annotation, cellular component: external side of plasma membrane. The transcript is spliced from 8 exons. Gene Ontology annotation, molecular function: carbohydrate binding. Lineage: Eukaryota; Metazoa; Chordata; Actinopteri; Cichliformes; Cichlidae. The record is from RefSeq and is a predicted model, not a curated record.